This is a messenger RNA of Geodia barretti, 2830 nucleotides long. The record is from the annotation of a GenBank genome assembly. Lineage: Eukaryota; Metazoa; Porifera; Demospongiae; Tetractinellida; Geodiidae.
UUCCUAAUUCGGAGUGUGAUUAUCGAAGGCCAGUGCGCAUGCGUGACCACGUGGACCGGGGGAAAUGGCCGAAAGACAGGCCGUUCACAAGUCGGGGCCUCUCAAGCAGCAGAACAAGGCACACAAGAAUGGGAAACAUCGCACCAAGGGCCAGAUCGCCGCCCUGUUAAAGGGACGGGUGUCGUUCAAGACUCACACCAGAAUCUCGCGCAAAGAAGCGCGUAAAGCCGAUCGGAAGAACAAGAUGAAGCAGCUUCGUGCCAACAAGCGCCACGAGACCUUCAUGGCCAAGAGGAACGUGGGGGUAGAAGGGACCCCACCUCACCUCGUGGUGGUACUCUGCAUGUCUGAGAACGUAGACCAGGAGGCUGUGCACUCGCUGCUGUGUGGGGCAUGCCGAACGGAAGAGGAAGACCCUGCAAUUCCCUUCUCGUCUCUCACCACUCUCUGCCACCCAAGCCUAAAGCACCGGUUCACACUGCUCUUUCUGUCGACCUCCGAUCUAUCUACGCCCUGCUUGAUGUGGCCAAGAUAGCCGACACUCUCCUCCUGGUGUAUGGGGCAGGGAGAGAAGGAGGGAGAGAGGGAGGCACUGGCCCUCCACUGCUGCUACUCCCAGGGGCUCCCUGCUACUUGCCACGCCAUCCAGGGCCUGGAGAAACUGGGUACAAAGCAGAGGAACAGUGCCAAAAAAGCCACACAGAAGACCAUAGAGACACGAUUCCCCGGUGAACGUCUUCACACACUAGACUCUCUUCAGGACGGAGGGAGCGUCUUGAGGUUCAUCUCUAACCAGAAGCGGAGAGCAGUGGUCUGUAGAGACAUGCACCCUCACCUACUCGCAGAGUCGACACAGUUCAUCCCCAGCAAAGAGAAUGAGGAGGUGGGUACUCUGGAGGUGUCUGGGUAUGUGAGAGGAAGACCACUGUCAGUGAACGGACUGCUCCACAUCCCCGGCCUGGGAGACUUCCAGAUGACCCAGAUCACGGCUCCUCCUGACCCUCACCCGGUGAAGGCACGACUCCACAGACCUCCAGCAGUCAUGGACACUGGAGAGGAGCGGGAAGGGAUGGCGGAGGAGAUCAAAGUGGUGGCAGUGGCUGACCCUGCCAAACAGGAGAGUCUGGAUAGAGAGGUGGAGCUAGAUCCAAUGGAAGGAGAACAGACGUGGCCGACAGAGGAGGAGCUAGCCGGGGCGGUGUCUCGCCUGCAGACUCCGCCCACUGGUCAACCUCUGAGGCCCUCCGAGGCCAGGAGAGUGCCAAGAGGGACGUCUGACUACCAGGCAGCGUGGAUUGUGGCUGAUUCUGAGGACGAGGAUGAAGAGGAAGGGUCUGAGGGUGAGGAGGUGCCUGUUGAUGAUGAGAGUGAGAUGGACACGGAGAGUGUGACCUAUGGAGACACUGAGAAAUACGAUGCACAGUUCGACAUGGAGGCAGAGGAGCAGCAGUUUGAGUUGCUCCGUGCCGAGAGGGAGAACGCCAUGUUCCCGGAUGAAGUCGACACUCCACAAGACACUCCCGCAAGAAUCAGAUUCCAGAAGUACAGAGGUGUGAAGAGUUUCCGUACGUCUCCAUGGCACCCUCGAGAGAACCUCCCCAGAGACUAUGCCAAGAUUUUCCAGUUUGAGAACUUCUCCCGGACCAAGAAGAGAGUUCUGUCUCAGGAAGACAAUGAGGCGGCUCUGCCUGGCUGGUAUGUGACAGUCCAAGUGAAGGAUGUUCUAAAGCCGCAGGCAGAAGCACUGGAUCCAUUGUCUAAGCCGCUGGUCGUAUUUGGAUUGCUGGAACACGAAAACAAGAUGUCAGUGGUCCACUUUGUGUUGAGGCGGUGUGACGGGUCGUCAGCUCCGGUCAAGUCCAAGGAGAGACUGGUGUUCCACUGUGGACUGCGGAGGUUCUCUGCCUCGCCUGUCUUCUCCCAGCACACCACCGGAGACAAACAGAAGUACGAAAGGUUCUUUCCCCGAGAGGGUGUGUGUGUUGCGACUGUGUUUGCUCCAAUCGGCUAUCCACCGCAGCCCGUGCUCGUCUUCAAACCUGUACUCGACACGCACCAACUGCUGGCCGUAGGCACGCUGUACAAGGUCGACCCCGAUAGGGUGGUGUGCAAGAGGAUUGUAUUGAGCGGUCACCCAUUCAAAAUCCACAAGAGAUCUGCUGUCAUUCGCUACAUGUUCUUCAACCGUGGUAUGUCUUCUACGAUCCAGUGAAGGUUGUGGGGGGGAAGGUGGCCUGUAACAUGUCACUGAGUACGGUACAUAAUAGAUGUAUGGGGCUAUAAUAGGGAUAUAUGGGGAUCUUCCUUCCCUCCAUGUCCUGCUUUCACUGUCCUCUCGUUUCCGACUCUGUGCAUUAUGUUUGUUUGCGUUGUAGAGGAUAUCCAAUGGUUUAAACCGAUUGAGCUGCGAACCAAGCACGGCAGAAGAGGACAUAUCAAAGAGCCACUGGGGACUCAUGGUCACAUGAAGUGUGUGUUUGACGGGCAGCUCAAGGCUCAGGACACGGUACUGAUGAACCUGUACAAACGUGUUUACCCCAAAUGGACGUACACCGAGGCUGUUAGUUCGCCUCAGGACUGGGGUGACGGCAAGAACGAGCCAUUCACUGAUGAGACUUCCGAAAUGAGUUGAUAAGAACACUUUCAUUUUCGUCUAGUUGUUUGUACAAAGCCCAUGAAUGUGUGUUUCUCUUAUCAGACUGUCCAGAAAAUGGCCAUUUAAUAUAACAGCAGGACUAUGCACAAUUCUGCAUGUGUCUUCAUAAGUUAGAUGAAGUUAGAGUUGACUGCAUGUGUCUUAAUAAGUUAGUUGAAGAAACUAUGUGCAUUA